UAAUUUUCAAAAUUAGAGGAAGGAAGGACGGCAAUACGAAUUUCCUCAUGUCUUACUUAAGUCUAAUUUUAUACAUGGCCAUAAUUUGUUUAUUGAAUUUACAUAUUUGCAACUUUUAAAAGUUCCUUUUUUCUUCUUUCACAAGUCCACAUCUCCUUUUCUUCUUCUUCUUCAUUCUCUCCUUCACUCUUUCUCUCUUUCUUCCUCCAUGAAUUUUCAAGAUCUUGAUCAUUCAUUAGGUAAACUACAAACAAGAAAGAAAAAUGCUACGAAAAUUGCCCCCUUCGUCGCCCUCGCCAUCUUGUUCACUCUCAUCCCUAUAUACUAUCCUUCUAUGCACCCUAAAAAACUCUCACAAGUUCUUUCUUCUUCUUCAUUGGUACCACUUCCAGAUUCUAACACACAACACCAAUCCAACAAUAGUAGUACAACACAACAAGUUAACGUGACCAAAAGUGAUGAUCAUGUCUCCGUGGCGCCUCAAGAAGCAAAGAUUAUUAAUAGUACUGAUGAAAAAUGCGAUUUAUUUUCAGGGGAAUGGGUAGAAAAUCAAGAAGCUCCAUAUUAUACAAAUAAGACAUGUUUUACAAUUCAAGAACAUCAAAAUUGCAUGAAAUAUGGUAGGCCUGAUACUGAUUUCUUGAAGUGGAAAUGGAAACCUGAUCGAUGUGAGCUGCCUAUAUUUGAUGCACAUCAAUUUCUUGAAUUUGUUAGGGGAAAAUCAUUGGCCUUUGUUGGAGAUUCAGUUGCAAGAAAUCAUAUGCAAUCAUUGAUAUGCCUAUUGUCUAAGGUUGUGUACCCCAUAGAUGUUUCAAAUUCGACAGACCAAGAAAAUAGACGUUGGGAAUAUAGAGAUUACAACUUCAACAUGUCCAUAUUUUGGGCACCUUAUUUGGUAAAAGCAAAUAAAACGGAGCCCAAUAACAUAUAUCAACCUUUUAAUUUAUAUCUAGAUGAACCUGAUGAAUCUUGGAGCACCAAAAUCCAAGAUUUCGAUUAUGUAAUCAUCUCAUCUGGCCAUUGGUUUUCCCGUCCAACUAUGUUCUACUUAAACCACACCCUAAUUGGCUGUCUUUUCUGCUCGCAACCCAAUGUUAGCCAAAUGACAUCAUUUUUCAGCUACCAAAAGGCUUUUCACACGGCUUUUCAGGCCAUUAACAACCUAAAAAAUUAUAAGGGUGUGACGUUUCUGAGGACAUUUGCCCCGUCUCAUUUUGAAGACGGGGUUUGGGAUAAAGGAGGAGAUUGUGUUAGGACGACCCCAUUUAAGAGGAACGAAAAGGUAUUGGAUGAUUAUAGCUUGGAGUUUUACAAGAUUCAAUUGCAAGAACUUAUGGUUGCUCAAAAACAAGGAAAAAUGAGAAAUUUGAAAUUUAGGCUAUUUGAUGCAACACAAGCAAUGUUGUUGAGAGCAGAUGGUCAUCCUAGUAAAUAUGGACAUUGGCCCAAACCAAAUGUUACAUUUUCAAAUGAUUGUGUCCAUUGGUGUUUGCCAGGCCCAAUUGAUGUGUGGAAUGAUUUCUUACUUGAACUCAUGAAAAGGGAGGAAAGUCAUAGAUAAUAUUUUAUUAUCUUUUUUAUUUGCCAUUUUUCUAAAGGAAAACUUUUUUUUUUAUAAUUAUUAUUCACAAUUGUUAUAUUA
Solanum tuberosum (potato) is the source of this 1642-nucleotide messenger RNA. Its product is annotated as protein trichome birefringence-like 19. Gene Ontology annotation, cellular component: Golgi apparatus. NCBI's taxonomy places the organism in Eukaryota, Viridiplantae, Streptophyta, Magnoliopsida, Solanales, Solanaceae. Gene Ontology annotation, molecular function: O-acetyltransferase activity. The transcript is spliced from 2 exons. The record is from RefSeq and is a predicted model, not a curated record. Bases 209 to 1561 code for a protein of 450 amino acids.